UGGAAUGACCAACAAUUGAACAGACCAGACCAAGCCUGGCCAGGCCAGGGGAUAUCUACCGUUGUCUUCAAUGUGUGGCACGGUCAUGGCUAGAAGCAGGGGGUGCGUGCUGUUAUUUCAGUCAUCAAUCAUCUUGGAGGUUACAUUUCACCAUCAAUAUCCGCCAUGGCCCAAACGGGUUCAAGGACCUUCAAAUGCUCACAGCAAACCCCUGCUUGCCCGAGCAUUCAAGGUCCACAAUCCGCAGGUCCACGACCCCUGCUCGGCGAAUCGAUUGGCUGCCACUCCACCAUCUCCAAAGUACCGAUACCUUCAGCAGCGCGCCAGGCAUGGGUGUCACUGUUUUUCUCCUCUAAAAUAGAGAACGAGUUUGUUGGAGAGUCUAAGAGUCCAGUUCUGUCUGUUUUUCCAUCCUUCGACCUGGCGUUCGCUAGCGCCUGCCCCAUUUCAAGACCGCCGUUCAGUGGGUUAGCUCCCUUGCACCCAAAAGCAUCUCGGUAA
Messenger RNA from Fusarium verticillioides 7600, 501 nucleotides. RefSeq lists its product as hypothetical. NCBI's taxonomy places the organism in Eukaryota, Fungi, Ascomycota, Sordariomycetes, Hypocreales, Nectriaceae. Bases 166 to 501 code for a protein of 111 amino acids. The transcript has a single exon. The record is from RefSeq and is a predicted model, not a curated record.